AAUCCCACCAAGUUCUGGCUCAGCUUUUGGAUACCUUGCUGGUGAUAGGGAAGAAACUUCAAGAGAACCCUACAGUGCGAGGACAUCUCGUCGACGUGGCUUGCAAGCAUUUGACGGAUUCCUCGCACGGCGUACGGAACAAAUGCCUGCUCCUGAUUGGCUGCCUGGGAUCAGUGGAGAAAGGGGGCUCGAAGGAAGUGGAGCGCCAGUCCCCCAAAGACGUCCAGAAGAUCAUCGGUGAUCACUUUAGUGACCAGGACCCACGAGUGAGGACGGCAGCUAUCAAAGCCAUGUUGCAGCUCCACGAAAGGGGUUUAAAGUUGCAGCAAGCCAUUUAUAACCAGGCUUGCAAACUCUUAAUGGACGAUUACGAACAGGUCCGCAGCGUCGCGGUGCAGCUCACCUGGGUCCUCAGCCAGCUUUACGCGGAAAGCGCAAACGCACCGCUCACGAACGGGCUAAAGAGCUGUACAGUUCCGGCGAGUUCUCCAGUGGCAGGAAAUGGGGGGACGACGCCCCGAAAGAAGAAGUAGACACGGGAGCCGUGAACCUCAUUGAAUCGGGAGCCUGCGGAGCUUUCGUCCACGGCCUGGAAGAUGAGAUGUACG
This is a messenger RNA of Thamnophis sirtalis, 608 nucleotides long. Lineage: Eukaryota; Metazoa; Chordata; Lepidosauria; Squamata; Natricidae. The record is from RefSeq and is a predicted model, not a curated record.